AUGGCAGCAAACACCGACAGGAAUUCCAAGCCUUCAGUGUACCUCCAAGACCCGAGAGAGGUCCAAAGUGUAUUCAACCGCUUCGACGCCAACAGCGACGGCAAGAUAUCCGGCGAUGAGCUAGCCGGCGUGCUUAAGGCGCUGGGAUCCAACACCUCUAACGAGGAGGUCGCUCGGAUGAUGGAGGAGAUCGACACCGAUAAGGACGGUUUCAUUAACAUCCAGGAGUUCUCCGCCUUCUUCAAGGCCGAGACAGACCCCUACCCCUCCUCAGGCGGCGAGAACGAGCUUAAGGAGGCGUUCGAGCUCUACGACCAGGAUCAUAAUGGACUGAUCUCAUCCAUCGAGCUCCACAAGAUCCUCACGCGCCUCGGUGAGCGGUGCACCGAACAGGACUGUGCUGGGAUGAUUAAAUCUGUUGAUUCUGAUGGAGACGGUUGCGUUAGCUUUGAGGAAUUCAAGAAAAUGAUGACGAACAAUAGCGGCAGUAACAGCCAGGCGGAGCCGCCGAAAUAG
Molecule: messenger RNA, 516 nt
Organism: Fraxinus pennsylvanica
Lineage: Eukaryota; Viridiplantae; Streptophyta; Magnoliopsida; Lamiales; Oleaceae
Source: the annotation of a GenBank genome assembly